AUGUCACCCGAACUGCAGCGUUUAUUGGCAAAGCAGCAGAUUACAUUCACCUUCAAUCCUCCGGCUCCUCCCCACUUUGGGGGCGUAUGGGAGCGUGAAGUCCGAUCGAUUAAAGAGGCUCUGGCUAAGACAGUGGGUGCACAGCCUGUUCAAAAGGAGGUCCUGGAUUUGGCUGAUGCAGACCCAGUAACUCCCAACUUCUUGCUGACGGGGCGGCUAGACAGCGCCCUCCCACAGGUGAUAUACCCUGCAGAAGAAAGUCUGAGCCGACCUCCUUCCUGCAGGUGGAACUGUGGCUCUUACUCUUACAACUGUUCCUGCACCAGCUACUGCUUGUGGAGUGGAAACUGUUGUCCUGACUACUAUACUUACUGUGAGACAACAACCCCUUUACCUGUCACCACACAAGAACAUACUUCCUGCCGGUGGAACUGUGGCUAUAAUUUCAGAAGCUGCUCCUGCGACAGCUCCUGCCAGUACUAUGGAAACUGCUGCCACGACUAUAAUGAUUACUGCCUCAACACAACUGCAUCUCCCACAACAGUGACUGCCCCCAAUUGUGGUGGAAGCCUGCUUGGUUCUGGCUUUCUCUUCAGCCCCAACUACCCAAACUAUUACCCUGAUAAUGCACACUGCGUGUGGAGACUCUCUGCUUUGCCAGGGGAGAAGAUCUUUCUGUCAUUCGUAGAUCUUGAACUGCAGGACUGCUGUCACUGUGACUAUGUAAACGUGUAUGAUGGCUCUACCACCGCCUCACCACUGCUGGGCAACCUGUGCUUCAAUAGCGGCCUCCAGGACUUCCACUCGUCCUCCUCCUACCUGACUGUCCUGUUCAGGAGUGACUACUCAGUCGUGGCUCGUGGAUUUAAAGCCUCCUACAGCAGCUCUCUGCCUUCAAACACAGCUCAAGUAAAGUGUUCCUCAGACCGCAUGAUCAUUGAGAUUCGGAGAUCAUACCUGGAAUCUCUGGGCAUCAGCUGGCACAAACUUUAUGUGGAUGACCAUCGCUGCAGACCCUCUGCUAACAGCCAUGAGGUGUCCUUCAACUUCACUGUUGACCAGUGUGGAACCAACAAAAAGUUCUACAACGGACGUGUUGUCUACAAUAAUAAUGUACGAGCGGCACCCUCCCAAUCGGGUGAGAUCACACGAACAAUUGAUGAGUUCUUGCUGAACGUGACCUGCCACAUGGAGCAGGACACCACGGCGGGGACAGUCUACAAAGCCAAACAGACAAUCAACAGCAUCAUCACUGGAACUGGCCGCUUCAAUGCCAAAAUGUCCUUCUUCCCUUCCCCCAGCUUCUCCUACCCCAUACUGGAACAUCCCUAUGAGGUCAAGCUAAAUCAGAACCUGUAUGUUCAGGUGCAGCUCACCAGAGCCGACAACACCCUGAACGUCUUUUUGGAAACCUGUGUGGCCUCUCCCAACCACAACUUUGAUGCUCGCGUCUACACCCUUUUGCGAAACGGCUGCCGGCAGGACAACACAGUCCAGAUAUACACCAACGGCCGGCACUACUACGCCCAGUUCAGCUUCAAAGCCUUCAAGUUUCUGCGGACACAUGCCUCCGUCUUCCUGCACUGUAGGGUGUUGGUCUGCGCCGACAACGACUACGGCUCCCGCUGCCGACGGGGCUGCCUCAAUCGCACAAAGAGAUCCCUCGACUCCGCCCACCACACUGAAGUAGUCACACUGGGCCCAAUCACUCUGAAAGGUUCCAGGUCUGCUGCCAAGGUGGACGUGGGGAAGUGA
This is a messenger RNA of Astyanax mexicanus (Mexican tetra), 1755 nucleotides long. Its product is annotated as deleted in malignant brain tumors 1 protein-like. The transcript has 12 exons. The record is from RefSeq and is a predicted model, not a curated record. Lineage: Eukaryota; Metazoa; Chordata; Actinopteri; Characiformes; Acestrorhamphidae. Gene Ontology annotation, cellular component: cell surface. Bases 1 to 1755 code for a protein of 584 amino acids. Gene Ontology annotation, molecular function: nucleic acid binding.